AUGUCAGGAUCUUCUACACAUCGCAGCACAAGUGGAAUCCCACAGCCUCCUCUCGCUUCCUACGGGAUCUUGAAAACAGCGAUCGGCGGCGACAAAUUUGACAAACUCAGCCAACAGGAGCUGAGCGAUCGAGUCUAUGACGGACUGCUUUUGAAGUUGAACGAGGGACAGGGCGAGCAACAUCAGAUUGUCUCACUCGCGAUCGCUGGUUUGUGCUUACAGGGACAACACCAUACACACAAGUAUUGGGUUGACCGACGCCUGAACAAGAGCUGCUGGAUUGUUCUGGCUCCUGCCUUAUCGAUCGAUUCGGUUAACGAUUCCAACAACUGGACCUGGAAAGAAGAGCAGGAAGAAUGCUAUGGGGGCAACGGGAUUGUUCGCAUCGCCAAGAUAAAGAGAGUUUCCUGGGUAGCGAUCAGUGGGACAUGCAAAACGACCACGCUCUCUCCGAAGACAGCAUACCAAGUCGAGAUCAUCGUGAAGAUGAGUGAGGAAAGCGACGGAUGGGAAGCUCCGGUGAACCUCAGUCUCUCUCUACCGGAUGGACACAAGCAGGAACGCGUGGAAUACUUAAAGAGAAAGAGAAGGGAUUCGGAACCGGAGCCCUGGCAAGAGAUUACAAUCGGCACGUUCGAGACAACGCCCAGAACCGUGGGUGAGAUAAGCUUUUCCCUCAAGCAAACUGGUGGGCAUUGGAAGUCCGGCCUCCUCGUCAAAGGCGUUCAAUUAAGGCCACUCGCUUGACACGUCAUCACUCCAUUCUGCUUCUGCUUCUGCUUCUGCUUCUGCUUCCUGGAGCUUGUCCAACUUUGACGCAGAAUCCCAUUUCCAGCCGCUUCAGAUCUAGCCAUGACUGGCUCCUCCAUGGCCGCGCUUGGCUGAGUUGGGGCUCUAAAUGUUUGCACUGAUUUCCUGUCUCUGUGUGCUUGAGUAUCUUGGCAAUGGUGUUUUUCGUAUUUCGUAUCCAUUGGCC
Molecule: messenger RNA, 976 nt
Organism: Rhodamnia argentea
Lineage: Eukaryota; Viridiplantae; Streptophyta; Magnoliopsida; Myrtales; Myrtaceae
Product: protein PHLOEM PROTEIN 2-LIKE A1-like
Exons: 3
Coding region: 1-747 (248 amino acids)
Source: RefSeq, a predicted model, not a curated record